CACUCUACCACCCCACCAAGCAUCGCGACACAAAAAAUCCUCACUCCAGCCUCACCCAACAGCCCACAACGAUGUCUCCGCUUACAGCCACCUACUUGCAGCGCUCUUCGACGCACCCGACAGCGCUCGGGCGGACGCUACUCUCUUUGAUGUCGCGCAAGCGCACCAACCUGUGCAUCAGCCUAGAUCUGCCCUCACCUUCGGAGAUCCUCCGUCUCUUAGACAUCCUGGGACCCUCAAUCUGCGUCGCGAAAACACACAUCGACAUCCUGCCGUUCUCGGGGGCAGGUGAUAUCGCGGCGUUUACUGGUGCGCUCGCCGCGCUCGCCGCGAAGCACGACUUUCUGAUCUUCGAGGACCGGAAGUUUGCCGACAUCGGCAGCACGGUUAAGGCGCAGUACGGCGGGGGCGUGUACCGUAUCGCGCAGUGGGCGCAUAUCACCAAUGCCCAUACCGUGCCCGGACCGGGGAUUAUCGACGGCUUGAAGGAGGUUGCCGCUACGGUGGCACACCCCCGCGCGCUAUUGCUGCUCGCCGAGAUGUCGAGUAAAGGCAGUCUGGGCGGUGGGGAGUAUGCGGCGAAAACGCUCGAGAUGGCGAGGGGGGAGAAGGAGUUUGUCAUGGGCUUCAUCGCGCAGGGCGCUAUGGAGAACAGGGAGGGCGAGGAUUGGAUUGUGAUGACUCCCGGGGUGGAUUUGGGACGGAAGGGCGAUGGGCUGGGUCAGCAGUAUAAUACGCCCGAGAGGAUUGUGGGCGAGAAGGGGAGCGAUAUUAUCAUUGUUGGAAGGGGGAUCAUCGGCGCUGCGGACCCGGUCACGACCGCGGAGGAGUACAGGAAGGCGGGUUGGGAGGCGUAUGAGAAGAGGGUUGCGGGGGGUAAUUAAGGGAGUGGAUUGGGACACAAGCUUGCUCCGCAACGAAGGAUGCCUCCUCUCAUUCGCGCAACAUCCGAGAAUUGACUACGAUCGUGAUAGUGAACCGUCUCAGGUGCAUAGAAGAUCACUCAUCCGACUUUUCAUCUGAC
Tricharina praecox is the source of this 1024-nucleotide messenger RNA. Its product is annotated as Orotidine 5'-phosphate decarboxylase domain-containing protein. Gene Ontology annotation, cellular component: cytosol. Gene Ontology annotation, biological process: 'de novo' UMP biosynthetic process; 'de novo' pyrimidine nucleobase biosynthetic process. The record is from RefSeq and is a predicted model, not a curated record. Lineage: Eukaryota; Fungi; Ascomycota; Pezizomycetes; Pezizales; Pyronemataceae. Gene Ontology annotation, molecular function: orotidine-5'-phosphate decarboxylase activity. The transcript has a single exon. Bases 72 to 884 code for a protein of 270 amino acids.